Gadus macrocephalus (Pacific cod) is the source of this 1279-nucleotide messenger RNA. RefSeq names its product schwannomin-interacting protein 1. Lineage: Eukaryota; Metazoa; Chordata; Actinopteri; Gadiformes; Gadidae. Gene Ontology annotation, cellular component: cell junction; plasma membrane. The coding region runs from base 236 to 973 and encodes 245 amino acids. The record is from RefSeq and is a predicted model, not a curated record. Gene Ontology annotation, biological process: positive regulation of hippo signaling. The transcript is spliced from 7 exons.
GGUGGUGGGGUGUUGUGGGGGGAGGAAAGAGAAUGGCCUGCCUUCUAGAGGGUGUUUCCCAUACUUGUUUAGGGAAAGUUCAAGGGAGAAGGCUACUUAACGCUGUUCACUAGGAGACGACGAGAGAACCCACGGCGUGAUAAUAAAACACGCAGAGACUUUGAGAGAGACUGCAGAAGGAGUACUGCUCCAUGUCGGAACUAUCAGAUAUAGGCCUACAUGGAUACGAUUGAAGAUGGAGGUAGGGUCCACAGAGGAAGAGACAACGGAGGAGAAGGACGGCGACGGGCGACAUCUCCCCAAAGAAGAACAGGAAGAGGGAUCGGGAGAUCUUUAUCUGACUUCCCUGGGCGACCAGCACCUUCCCAUCAUGCACUGGGAGGACCUCAGCCUGCGCAUCGCGGAGCUGGAGAAACAGGAGCAACAGAAGAGGGAGAGAGCAGAGAGCAGUAGCUCCUUCCCGGGGGAGAGAGAGGAGGAGCGGCGUGGGGAGCUGUGGCGGGCCCCCUGGGGCGACCGGGAGGACGACCAGGGCCGGCGGUGUCGCGUCUCCGUCGUCACUUCACGAUUUCACAACCACAAGAACCUGCAGCUGUGUUUCAUCAACAACAGUGACAGUGAUGAAGAGGAGGGCUUCAGCGCCAGGGUUUCCCCGGGGGCAGGCGGCAUUGGUUCCCAUCCCUCGGGUCUGAAAGACGAGGUGACCGCAGCACUGAGGGCGCUGAGAGAUAACCUGGUGGCCGAGGAGAGGGGGAAGGAGCAGCUGGCCAGCGGUAGUAUUGUGGCCCAGCGGAAGCAUCUGGAACUUCCUGAACUGCACAACUGCUCCAUGCAACAGCUGAGAGCCCUGGAGGCAUCCCUCCAGCAAGACAUACAUGAGCUGAGCUCUGAGCUGGUGUCUCAGCUGCUGGUGAGAGACCAGCUGAGGACCAAGCAGGAUGCCAUGCUCCUCGACGUGCAGGACCUGACAUAGAGCCGGGGGGCGGGACACACCCACCACCUGACCGCGCCCCCCCCCCCACGCCUCUACCCCCCGCCUGCAUGGCGGCGCUGAGGGGCUCGCGGAGCAGAAACCCCAGAGGACGGAGACUCCUAUUGGUCCAUCAGCAUACUUGUCUCCCAUUGGUCCAGGGAGGUUUUGUUUUUAUCGGCAAAUCAAGGCUCUAAAAACUCUCUGGCUCUUAAUUCACCGGCCUCCGGGUGACACGACAAGGAUCCACGCUUCAGAAACGGAAAACGUAUGUUGUGAUACUCAGGUAAACAGGAAGUGACGUAGCCA